GUUUUUGAGAAGAAUUCCAUUGAAUCUGCUAAGAAAAUCCGUUCUAGACAGACACUUCUGUCUGAGAUUAUGAAAGAAAAGGAAGAAUGUGUGUGGAUUUAAAAUUUCUGUAUUCAUCAAGUUGUGGAGUGAGAAGUACUGGGGAGAUAGCUUGCUCUGUUGCUUAUUGUAGGUCUUCUACGAAUUGUUUCUGAUGCAGCUGAGAAAAAUGCAGACCCUUAAAAAGGAGCACGGACCUGUUGACACAAGUAGCAAUGUGGACAAAAUCAUGGUACUUAAGUCAACCUUAGCAGAAGUAUCUGAAGAACUGUCUACAAAUGAAGAUAUUCUACUAACUGAAGCAAGUAGUGGAAAGAGCAAAUCUUCAGCUUGCCGGAGAAAGCGAGAAUUCAUUCCAGAUGAAAAGAAAGAUGCGAUGUAUUGGGAGAAAAGGCGGAAAAAUAAUGAAGCUGCCAAAAGAUCUCGUGAAAAGCGACGACUGAAUGACCUUGUCUUAGAGAACAAACUAAUUGCACUGGGAGAAGAGAAUGCCACUUUGAAGGCAGAGCUGCUUUCAUUGAAGUUAAAGUUUGGUUUAAUUAGUUCUGCGGCCUAUGCCCAAGAGAUACAGAAACUCAGCAGCUCAACAACUGUGUAUUUUCAAGAUUAUCAGAGUUCGAAAUCUAAUAUUAACUCAUUUGUCGAUGAACACGAACCGUCUAUAGUUGGUAGCAGUUGUAUUUCUGUCAUUAAGCAUUCUCCUCAAAGUUCAAUGUCUGAUGUAUCUGAAACAUCAACUGUGGAGCAUACCCAACCAAGUCGUAUACAAAGCAACUGUAGAAGUCCUGAAAAUAAGUUCCAGAUUAUAAAGCAGGAGCCCAUGGAAUUAGAGAGAGAGCCAAGAGAUGACAGAGGUUCAUAUAAAGCAUCCAUAUAUCCAAACUACAUGGGAGCUACCUUUAAUGUGUACUCACAUUCUCCUCCUCUCUUGCAAGUUAAUAGGUCCUCCAGUAAUUCUCCAAGAACGUCAGAAACUGAUGAUGGUGUGGUUGGAAAGUCAUCUGAUGGAGAAGAUGAACAGCAGGUUCCUAAGGGUCCAAUUCAUUCCCCAGUUGAACAUAAAAAUGUUCAUGCAACAGUUAAAGUUCCAGAGGUGAAUUCUUCAGCUUUGCCUCACAAGCUUCGAAUCAAAGCCAAAGCCAUGCAAGUUAAAGUGGAAGCAAUGGAUAAUGACUAUGACGCAACACAGAAAUUGUCGUCACCCAUUGACAUGUCCUCAAAAAGACAUUUUGAGCUUGAAAAACAUGGUGCGCAAAACUUGGUGCAUUCUUCUCACACUCCCUUCUCGGUUCAAGUGACUAAUAUCCAAGACUGGUCACUUAAACCAGAACUCUGGCAUCAGAAGGAACUCAACGUUAAAAUCCAGAGUGGUUGCAAAACUGGAGUUGUUGAAAUAAAAGACAAUAUCUACAACGUCUCUGAGUCAGAGAACCUCUAUUUGAAGCAGGGCAUAGCAAACUUAUCUGCAGAGGUUGCUUCACUUAAAAGACUUAUAACUACACAAAUCUCUGCAUCAGACUCUGGUUAAUUUACUACUGAAAAAAGGCUUAUUGUUUCAAAGGAUGUCAUUUGCAGUAGAUCAAUAUGUUUUGUAUGAUGCUGAAUUUUCACUGGACUUGUGAUGUCAUUUCACUGUAAUGUUCACAUAAUGUCUGAUUGGUGUCUUUUUGUGCACAAAAUAUUAUGAAGACUAGGUUGUGCUAUGAUCACUAUGCCUUGAGUAUAGUCAAGUAGCCUGUACAAAGGCUGUAUAUAGUGGACUUUAAUUUCUUUUUGUUCUACUACAAAGUGUGCAAGUUACCAGUUACAAUAAAAUAUUGGUGACAAACAUAGAACAUCUACUCCAGUUCAGUUGAUUUUUAUGAACUUGUAAAUAAGUUGUUAAUGAAAAACUGGGUUUUUUCUUACACUGUGCUCAAUUUCACUUAUGUUUUUGGUUUUUACAGCCUAACAACCAAAUUACAAUUUACAACAUGUGUGAUCCUUCUGGCCACCUUUUUCCUUAACAUGUUUUUUAGAAGAGACAUAAAGUGAAUAUUUAUAACUGAAACAGUACCAAUUUAUAGCCUUAGCCUUCUUUAACUUAUUUCUUAGUAGGAAUUAACCAAAACCCCUACAAAUUCUAACCCAGUAACUAAUAUCAACAACCUUUUUUUCCUCCUUCAAUAUUAAAUGAGACAGUAAUGAGUUUCCUGAAUGUUUUAGUGUGACAAACAAUUUUUCAAUAUUAUAACUCGGUGUUUUAGGUGAAAUUAGUUAAGUCAGAUUUUUGCAUCUGCAAAGUUUUCAGAGCCUUGCAGUGACAGAAUUGGACAGAACCACCUCUGCCAAGGGGUGGCUUGUGUCUGCAAGGGGUGCAGUCAUGGAGAGUCCACCCCUCUUGCACACCAGCUUUCUGUCCACGGCAGACCAUGGGCCACCUGUAUAUGAAGUAUAAGGCUACUGGAUUUGCAAACUGAGCUCAGCUAGGUAAAUACUUACACAAAGGCUAGGCAAUAGCAGUUGCAGAGUUAAAGAAGAUCAUCUGCUAUUUUAGUUCCCAGAAUGGGACAUAAUGCAAUUAUGCAUGAAGUAAGUCUUGCCAGCAACUUUUCCCUAGUUUCAAUGGUUUUAAUUAACUGAACUGGAAUACCUUGGCUUGCUAAAGGGCAUUUUGCAAGAACUUCUCAAAUGUAAAAUAGAGACUGUGUGAAGAACAGCACAAUCUAAACACUGCUAGCCCCUUACAACUUAUGCCGAUGAUGAGUUCUUCACUUGAUGACUGGACAGGGCUGUGGUGCUCUUUGUCUUUCAGAAGAGCCAUUGAACCAUGGAGUCUAGAAUUGCAUCACAUUUCCUUGGUUUGGCUUACCAAAAUCUUUCAUUUUAAAACUGAGAAUAAUUUAUAAAUAGAGCAUAAACUUGGCAGAGGUUCUUUUCAUGAUACUUCCCCCUUCUUUUAACAUACUAAUAAAUCAGACUAACAAAUAAGCUUUUUCUGAAAAGGCUUUUAAUUAAUUGCCAUACUGUAUAAUGAACUGAACCUUUCCAUAGGCUUAAAAUACUAAAUAACAAAACAAUAUGUAGGUAUUGUUUUUUUAAAUUAAUACUUGACUUGAGUGAGAGGAAGUUUGUCAUUUUUUUGGGGAUACGAAGAGGAGUCUGAGUCACUCCUGAUAGCUCUGAAGCUUGGUCCAGCAGUCAAGGCAAUGGCAGAACUCCCUGAUGUCAGUGAGGACAGGAUUUGAUUCUGUGCCUUUUCAGGAACUGAUGAUUCAGUUGUGUUCUGGGAGGACCUUCGCACAGAAAUCACUGGUACUUUCUGAGCUUUUUUGAGCCUUCUAACUGCUGUGCUGUAUUUGUGGCAUUCAGAGUUAAUAAACUGCUAUUCUUUUUUCAUGCCUUAAUAAUACAAUAGAUCCCAUAGCUGGGCUCUGUAUGUAUUUGGUAAUUAACAUAGAUGACAUUUCAAUGUUACUGAAAAUAAGCUCAGGAUUAUUGCAUGAAAUGUAAAAAUUUGCAUUGAAUGAUGGGGAUAUGAGACAUGAGGCAGUGAUUGCUACUGUCUCCUUGCUUGCUAAGUAUCUUCUGUAAGCAACAAUAAAAUUCUUUAAAUAUUUUGCGUAUUAUUUAUCACAUGUAAUGUGUUCAAGGAGAGGACUUAAAACUCUCAGUGUUGCCAUCAGUGUAAGCCUAGAUCUAUUGGGUUUUUUCCAUUUCUUGUUAGAAUUGUUUGUCAUAAUGGAAGAAUGUUGUCCUCUUUCUAGCUCAUUAUAUAUUUUGUGUAUCUGUUUUGUGCAAUUAAUACUUAACAGUAAUGAUGUAGUUAAUUUGUUGAAGGAUGUCAUUGCAAGAAAGUUAUAGCAUGGAGCUUAGGAGCACAAUCAGAUGUUAUUUAUACUCCCUUUAUACCUUAGUGUUAUGCUUCAUUUGAAGAAAGAAAUAAAUAAUUUGUCUUUUGUUCAAAACAAGUUCUAACCUACCACAUGCUUUUCUAUUAUGUUCAUCGUCAUAGUCCAACAAAGGGCAUUAACUUGGGUUGAUAACCGCUCUUCCUGCACUGAAGUUGCUGUUUCUCCAUCUAAUACUUGGAAUAUCUUUCACAUACCUAUUAAAUAUACAAACUGCAAGAGUGUGGGUGGUCCAUGCAAAGCCCUGUUGCUGGCUACAGCUGCCCACUCUGAACUGCUGCACUGCAGUAACUGUAGUGUAGGUGGCCUCCUCAUGCAGAGCCCUCACCCUGCUUGCCCACCUUUAGAUGUGAAAUGGGAAAGAUGGAGUGUCACCCUGUGGGGCGGGGAGGGAGAGAGUGCAGUGGGACUGCCUUGCUCCAGCCUUCAGCUGGUACACACUUCUGUAAGUGUAGGACCAGACAGCUCUUCCAACCUGCCUUCCUUGCACUGCAGGAAACAGAAUCAGCCUCCAUGGAAAGAGUAUCCCUGGCUGGCCAACUAGUCUCUCAAUGGGACAUCAGAAGGUUGGUUUUGAGCACAAAAUGGUCUUUAUCUAAUUGUGCAUAAACUGACAUAACAUCCUCUAACUUACAAAAGCCCUUGUAAACUCAGCAAUUGACAGAACAACAUGAAACAUGGCAGAAGGGGAAUCUUUCUCAUUUUAGUGUGUCUUCAAUUACAAAUGUUAAGGAAAGCCACAUAUAGAAAUUGGUAACUGAGACUUACAAGUAUAAAUUCUCCUUUAUGAUAGUUGUUCGUGUGAAGGGCUUCAUGGGAAGUUUUAAGAGAAGUCUGAAAAAUGAGUGCUGAUUAGCAAGGUAAACUUUUUCCUGGUGAUAUCAACUGGUGGCUAAUAUGUGGUGGCUAAUAUGUGGCAAAGUGUGAUACAGCUUGUUUGUUAAAUUUGCCUAACUUAAUUGUGUAUAAACACAGUAAUAUAACCUCAUGUUCUAUCAGUGCCAAUUAUUUUGAUAGAGGUGAAUUGUGGAUAUGCACUUACAUAUACUGAGCCAAAUGUUAUGAUUUUCUGAAUACUUUCAACUUCCUGUCUUCAGUAAAAUUUACGUAUUACAUGGGAUAUAUUUAAAUAGCUAA
This is a messenger RNA of Ficedula albicollis (Collared flycatcher), 5066 nucleotides long. RefSeq names its product nuclear factor, interleukin 3 regulated (gene NFIL3). Gene Ontology annotation, biological process: regulation of DNA-templated transcription; circadian rhythm; DNA-templated transcription. Lineage: Eukaryota; Metazoa; Chordata; Aves; Passeriformes; Muscicapidae. The coding region runs from base 194 to 1567 and encodes 457 amino acids. The record is from RefSeq and is a predicted model, not a curated record. The transcript has a single exon. Gene Ontology annotation, cellular component: nucleus. Gene Ontology annotation, molecular function: DNA-binding transcription factor activity; DNA binding.